UUUCGUUAUGUAAGUUAUUAAGACGUUUAUAUAAAUUACUAGCUUGACAUUUUUUGCCCAAGAUCGUCAAUGACACAAGUGUUGUCGAUUCCUUUUUCUGCCAGUCGGUUGCUGUUACUUGCUAAUUUUCUGCGACAGCCUGUAGCUAGUAUUUUUUUGAUGGGGGAAAUGUCAAGCAAAAUGACCAUGCCAGAGCCAGAUGAGGCUAUGAAAGGUCGAAGUACAAAAAUGGCUGUCUCCCCUGCUCAUGCUGUAAACAAAAAUCCCACAGUACCUCCGUUUCCUGAAGAAAUGCAGUUUGCCAUGUUUGGAAUGGGCUGUUUUUGGGGUGCAGAGAGAAAAUUCUGGAAGCAUCCUGGUGUUUUUUCAACACAGGUUGGUUAUGCAGCUGGUUACACCCCGAAUCCAACCUACGAGGAAGUCUGCUCAGGAGCCACAGGACAUAAUGAGGUUGUCCGAGUUGUGUUUGAUCCCAAGAAAACAGAUUAUUCAGAAAUUUUGAAGGUGUUUUGGGAGAGUCACAAUCCUACUCAGGGAAUGCAGCAGGGAAAUGAUCGAGGAACACAAUAUCGAUCUGGGAUAUACUACUACGAUAGCGAACAACGAGAUCAGGCUUUGGCCACUAAAGAAGCAUAUGAAGAGAAAAUCAUGAAAAAUGGUUAUGGGAAAAUAACAACAGAAAUACUAUCAGCACCAGAAUUUUACUAUGCUGAGGACUACCAUCAACAAUAUUUACAUAAAAACCCAGGAGGUUAUUGUGGACUUGGAGGAACUGGAGUUUCAUGUCCAAGAGGAAUCGUUAACUCUAGAGCAAAAUCAGAAUUAUGAUGAGUCUGUGACUUAACAGUUCUUUUUAUUAAUCAGCAUACAGUUUACUUGUUAGCUCACCUGAUCGGAAGCGCCAAGUGAGCUUACGCCGUUUUGGGUGUCUAUCAUUCGACAUCUAAUGUCCUAGUUUUGUUUGCAGGAUAUUUAGUUUUUGUUCUCAAAUUCGGUAAUGAAGUAAGGAGCGCUGUUGAUUUUUAUUAUGUUGUCAUGUUAUAUUCUUUUCUUCUUGAUGAAAGUGUGUCAAUGAUAUAGCAAUAGUAUAGCAUAUGUAAUUAAUUCAUCUUUCAUGCACAAAGGAAAAUAUUCCUGGUUAAAAGUGAAACUAUUUAUUGUAAAAGGUACAAAUACAAUUAUAAAAUAGACUAAAAUGUUAUAGAAGUUCAAAAAUAUUAAAGAAUCUUUCAAAGCUAAUAAUAAUACAAAAAAUAACGUUGAUAUCAAAUAAAACAAAACUAGGUUUAUGCAAAAAGUGUUAUAUAUCAAAAAAGUAUUGUAAAUCAAAUUAUUUUGAUCUGUUUACAUAAAAAAAUGUUUGUUCAAAUUUACACUCCACCAUGAUAUGUUUUUCUGUGAUAGGACACCAGUACUUGAUCAUAUAUACAGUAAACCUUGACCUUGCAACUACUAGACUGGUCAAUACUGUGACAUUAAAAAUGAUUUUAAGGCCACAAAAUACUUUCAUAUACCUCGAAUUGUAUUUAUAUAAAUGAAAUCGUAUUGAAUGAUUAUUUCAGAAUUAUAUGUUUUUAAACUGUAUAAUAAAUCAUACCUAUGUCAA
Molecule: messenger RNA, 1606 nt
Organism: Ylistrum balloti
Lineage: Eukaryota; Metazoa; Mollusca; Bivalvia; Pectinida; Pectinidae
Product: peptide methionine sulfoxide reductase MsrA 1-like
Exons: 6
Coding region: 70-828 (252 amino acids)
Biological process (GO): cellular response to oxidative stress
Cellular component (GO): cytoplasm
Molecular function (GO): peptide-methionine (S)-S-oxide reductase activity
Source: RefSeq, a predicted model, not a curated record